AAACGAAUCUAACGUCUCAAGUACACUAUUUUUCUGGCUUCACUGAAAAGCAAUUAGAAAAUAGAUGAAAAUCUCGUCCUGCUAAACUCCUCCAGUAUCUGGGGUUCUACAAAAUCUUGGGAUAUAUGAUCGUCAAUCCUUAUACUAGAAAAAGAUGUUCCUGAGUAGAUUUCAGCGAUUGAGGAAUUCUAAGGCUAGGGUUGUUGAUACUCUAGCUCUUCCUUAUGUGAAGAAGAAAGUUCUGAACUCAUGGUCUGCUUGUCAAGAUACUUACUUUUCAACUAAGGAUAUUUUUGAGAGGCAUAAAGUGGUGUUUACAAUCUCGACUUCUCUAGCAUCUGUUGGAACUGCAUGGAUUGGUUAUUCUUUACGGUACUUGCAUAACACAAAAGUUGAAAAGAAGCUUGAGUCCAUCGAGAAAGCAAUGAAAGAGAAUAAAAAUAUGGAGCAGGAUGAGCUAAAGAAGCUUGUUGGAUAUAAUGUCAGCCCUGCAUCUAGUAUUGCUACUGCUGGAACCACUUUAGUUAUCGGGUAUGCUCUGGGCUGGCGAGGUGGAAAAUGGUUUGCUAACAGGAAAUUCAGAAAAGAGCAGUUGAAAAUGCUUGGGGUGAAAACGCCUGCAAGGUGGAAAUUACCGUCGCUGAGGAAUCCCUUCCCAAGACUUCCGUCUUUAAAAAGGCGAUUAAGACUGCCAGGAAAACCUAGUAAAAAGUCUGAUGCCUUGGCAGACACUGCCAUCACCACAAACUCCAGCAACCUGCAGUCAGUACCUAAGUAGCAAUUGGUUGAAAGCUGGGGAAAAUGUUAGUUGGAUAUAUUUGUAAAUUUUUUUGAAACAUAUACAUGUUCUUAAAAUCGUUGAGAAGGAACAUAAUUAGUAUAGAUUUUGGAACACGUCAACUCUGUAUUUUAGUUAGGAAAAGAAAGGCUGAAAUUCGGACACAAGUUUCAUUUUUUAGUACAUAACUUGUUAUGUUGAGAAACUUGUGUCUGAGCUGGGUUUCUUAUUCUCAAAGAUUCUUUGUUACAUCAUUGAAAUUGAACUGAUGAUUACAUUUCUAGUCCCCUUGUCUAUGAAGAGCUCAAAAACGAAAAUCUUGUGAUUUUUGAACCAAUUCUGCUCACAGAGCCAACCUGGUCAGGUUU
Papaver somniferum (opium poppy) is the source of this 1146-nucleotide messenger RNA. RefSeq lists its product as uncharacterized. The transcript has 5 exons. The record is from RefSeq and is a predicted model, not a curated record. Lineage: Eukaryota; Viridiplantae; Streptophyta; Magnoliopsida; Ranunculales; Papaveraceae. The coding region runs from base 155 to 778 and encodes 207 amino acids.